Molecule: messenger RNA, 3045 nt
Organism: Heterobasidion irregulare TC 32-1
Lineage: Eukaryota; Fungi; Basidiomycota; Agaricomycetes; Russulales; Bondarzewiaceae
Product: sodium/sulfate symporter
Exons: 17
Coding region: 1-2778 (925 amino acids)
Biological process (GO): phosphate ion transport; polyphosphate metabolic process; monoatomic anion transmembrane transport
Cellular component (GO): membrane
Molecular function (GO): phosphate transmembrane transporter activity
Source: RefSeq, a predicted model, not a curated record
AUGCCUCGACUCGCCUGCCCGCUUAGGCUGACGCCAAUAACAUUACGGCGUGCCAAUGGGGUCAGACAGGCCCGAGUGCUCAGUUCCUCGCUGAAAUUCAACGCUGUCGUCGAAUGGUGGGACGAAUAUAUCGCUUACGAUGCUCUCAAGAAAUACAUAUACCAACUGGAGAAGCAACAGCAUGACGCACGUAUAUAUUCUCAUGACAUCGAAGCUGCGACAGAGCAUACAUCUCUCGUGGGACGGUCAGCGCUAGCGCCGGAUACGAAUGCACUCUUCCAUCCACUGCUAGAUGCGGAGCUGCGCAAGGUCUCGUCCUUUUACUCGCAUCAAGAAAAGGAGCUCCUGGAAGAGCUUACAGAGUUGGAAGAUCUCGUGAAGGAGCAGGAUGAGAUGGGGCUUGUUGCUGGAAGGCUGUAUACAGAGGGCGAUGGUGAUUGGGAUGACGAUGACGAAGACGAUGAUGACGACGAAGAAUGGCAGAGCACAGAGAGAAGCCGGGAUCGGCGAGGAAAUACGAGCACGUCUAGGCGGAGACGAAAGCCGUCGAAUGCUGCUUCGAAGCCGCUCAAUCCCAACAAUACAGGCAAUCAAAUGGCGGAGGUCUCGCCCGCUGCCCGCCGUGUCAGCAUUUCCUCGACAGAGGAUAACGCGGACCUGGAAGCAAGCUUGACUUCUUUGCGUCAACUCCAGAUACACAUCCCCUCUACUGUCAACGAGUCGCAGGACAAUGUGAGAGGUCCAGGAUUGAAUAGCAGCAAAAGUCGCAGUAAAUCUCCGAGUGCUGCUCGUACGUUCGCGAACAAAUUGCGCAACAGUAUAGCAUCGUUAGCGUCCCCACACGAGACCUCACAAACAUUGCAGGGUAACGACACGAUAUGGACAGCCAAGUCAAACUAUGCAAUGGACACACAAUUGCUAUUCAAGCGACGUAUCACCAACCUCUACAAUCAAGUCGCCUCGCUUCGUUCUUAUGUCGAGCUCAAUUACUCAGGGUUCCGCAAGAUCCUUAAAAAGUAUGACAAGGUGACUGAGAAUUCGCUACAAGCACAUUACCUCCACGAGGUUCUCGAGCCAACGACCCCCUUUGACGGCACCUCUCGCUCUCGUCUCUCUGAAGCUCAAUCUGCUCUUCUCCAUCUGUAUGCGAAGUGUGUUACCCAUGGUGACGUGGCCGCUGCACAACGGUACCUCAAAAUGCAUCUACGUGAGCACAUAGCAUGGGAACGGGACACUGUCUGGCGCACAAUGAUCGGGAGAGAACGUCGAGGUGACGGAGGGACUCCGUUGGGCGUGUCCCUAGGAACAUCUUCAGAGGAGAAAGCGCUUGAAGUGCGGACACCGGUCGGAAGACUGCGCGUGGGGAGAAGGCAUGCAUGGGUGCUAUUAGCCGCCAUUGUUUUCGCGGUUCUUCUGAACGUGCAAGCUGUUGAGGGCACAGAGGCCAAUCGAUGUCUCGCUAUUUUGGUAUUCGCGACUAUUUUGUGGGCGACAGAGGCCAUCCCUUUGUUUGUGACAUCGAUGAUGAUACCGCUUUUGCUCGUAUGCCUGCAAGUCGUGCGGUCCCCUAACGGAGAUAGCAGACUUAGCACCCCUGAUGCGACAAAGUGGAUUUUUUCAGUCAUGUUUUCCCCGACCAUCAUGCUCCUCAUUGGUGGGUUCACCAUCGCCGCAGCGCUUUCUAAGACAAGCAUCGAUCGGGUGCUCAUUACCCGCGUGCUGAGCCUCGCUGGGACACGUCCAAGUGUCGUGCUCUUGGCGGUUAUGGGCGUAGCAUGUUUUGCCAGUAUGUGGAUAAGCAAUGUCGCCGCGCCUACUCUCUGCUUCACACUUGUGCGGCCAAUUCUUCGAACCCUCCCUCCUCGAUCGACGUUUGGCCCUUGUCUCAUAAUCGCGAUCGCGUUGGCAGCGAACAUCGGGGGCCAGUCCUCCCCUAUAUCUUCCCCCCAGAACUUGAUCACGUUGCAGGCAAUGGAUCCGCCACUGGACUGGGCGCACUGGUUUGCUGUUGCACUUCCGGUGUCUCUUGUCUCGAUCAUCUUGAUAUGGCUCAUGCUGCUGGUGUCCUACCGGCCUUCGCAUCUGCCAAAUGGCGAAGGGUAUCUAGAGAUUAAGAGCAUUCGGCCGACAAGAGAAGGGUUCACUGCGAAGCAGUGGUGGGUCACGCUAGUUUGUUUGGUGACUAUCGGUCUCUGGUGCGUCGAAAAGGGCAUUGAGGAAUAUGUCGGCGAUAUGGGUAUUAUUGCAAUCAUCCCUAUCGUGGCAUUCUUCGGAACCGGUGUCCUGAAGAAGGAUGAUUUUGAACAGUUCCUUUGGACCGUCGUUUUCUUGGCGAUGGGAGGUAUCGCACUCGGAAAAGGCGUAACUUCAAGCGGACUGCUGGAAAAGAUGGACGUCGUCAUCCGAGAUCUUGUGGAAGGGCUUUCACUGUACACCGUAGUUCUCGUCCUCUCCGCCGUUGUUCUGGUAAUUUCGACCUUCAUCAGUCACACGAUUGCGAGUGUCCUCCUCGUACCGAUUGCGAAGGAGGUUGGGAGCAACCUUCCAGGCGAUCAGGCAAACUUGCUCAUAUUUGUCACCGGGUUGAUCUGCUCUGCGGGUAUGGGCAUGCCUGUGUCAGGAUUCCCUAAUCAAACCGCAGCCACGCAGGAAGACGAUAUGGGCCAGCUGUACUUGUCAAAUAUCGAUUUCUUGAAGAACGGCGUGCCGGCGAGCGUGAUCGCCACUCUGGUUGUGGCGACGUUGGGAUUCGCGCUUAUGAAGCUCAUCGGGCUAUAAUGAGACAUCAACAUGUAUGACCUCCACACAAUCCCGAAUGUGCCGACCUCUGAUCUGUAGUGCUAGUGCUAGUGUUUACCCUACAAUUUACUUGCUCAAAAUCUAUUUACAUCCAUCAAGAUACAUGUGCAAUAGAUCAUCAAGAGGGGCUUUCAAGUCGCAAGAGCUGGGGUGGCUAGUUUGCUUACGAUAAUUGCCGAUGUCUUGUCCGCUCGUUGUCCUUGUGUUAGGAAUGUAUCCUUUCGCCGGGCGGAAGAACGCUCUACC